This is a messenger RNA of Coccomyxa subellipsoidea C-169, 1310 nucleotides long. RefSeq lists its product as hypothetical. The record is from RefSeq and is a predicted model, not a curated record. NCBI's taxonomy places the organism in Eukaryota, Viridiplantae, Chlorophyta, Trebouxiophyceae, Coccomyxaceae. The coding region runs from base 117 to 1043 and encodes 308 amino acids. The transcript has 2 exons.
GUGCUUGCAAGGCUCACGCUAGCAGUCCUUCAAUCUAUCCGAGCUGCAACGCUGCGUCGAGUGAUCGUCACUCUUCUAAGAAGCCUAAGUUUUUAUUGAUUCCAGGUCAAAAGAUCAUGAACCUGCUGUUAACCUUGGUCCAUCUUGUUCUGGCCUCCGGGGCAUUAGGCCUAAAUGUCGAGCUCAGUAGUCAUCAGGAUCAAUCCCACAGCAGAACGGCGCAAACGGAGAAUAUCUUUUUGGAAGCACGCGAUAAAGCAAACAGGGAGCGGAAGGCGCUGCCAGGAACAGUCUUGACCAACGCCGUGACAGAUCUCGGGGACUUUCGUCGAAUCUGGGACUUCUACACGCCCGACUAUAACUGCCCAUUCCUAAAAGAGCGAGUGGGCCGCCUUGGGGACGGUGGCAAGUGGGUCUGCGGCCUGCGCUACCUGCUGCAGUCUCGCUCCUGCCUCAUCUAUAGCCUCGGCAGUGCAGGAGACGCCUCCUUCGAGGAGCAGCUUCUGAGCCAAACCCCCUGCGAAGUGCACACCUUUGACCCCAACCUAAGCGCGGAGACGCAGACUCAGAUGCAGGCUAGUCUCCCCAGCCUCAACUUCCAUGCAGUUGGACUCGGCCGCAGCAGUGGGCCGCUCAAGUCUCCCAGCGACCGGGGCAUGCACAGCUUUCAAGAGGUCAUGGCGGCACUCGGCCAUUCAUGGGUGGAUGUGCUCAAAAUGGACAUUGAGGGCCACGAGUGGGAUGUGUUUCUGGACUUCUAUGCCCAACCCGAUGCGCGCCUGCCGGCCACCCAGCUUCUUGUCGAGUUCCACUGGCCCGGCAGCGCUGACAAGGUCUGGAAGGUGUUGGAUGUGCUUCUGGCGGACAAGUACCGCAUCUUCUCAGUGGAGCCCAAUUAUUACUGUGAGGAUGGCGCGUGUGCGAAGAAUCUGCUGGAGUUUUCAUUCAUUCGGGUGUCAGACAAUGGGCAUGUGUGUGCGCCGCACAGCCACACCAGUAGUGCAGAGGAAGGUGCCGGCAUGACACUGCCACAUGGGUGCUGAGUAUCUAAACCUGACAAAUCUAGUGCUGUGAUAGAGUGUGCUGCUGAAAUAACCUGAACCUGUCUCCAAGCGUCUGCAGUGUUGAAAGUCAAUUGGUUGUCCGGGAGAAAGUAUUUUGACAGUUGCUGUUGGGCGUAGCUUUUUGGCUGCAAUGUCUACGUUGGAAGGUUUCUUGCACAAUGCCAGCAGCUGAAGCAAAGAGUCUUUUUGCAUGCAGUGCGUCAGACAACACAGGGCUGGAGUAUGUAAUCCUGAUCCCUGCACCAC